AUGGAGUGUGUGGUACAAGGAAUCAUUGAAACGCAGGUAUGAUUAUUAUCUUAAAUGGUUGAUAUUAUAGACACGCAGACCAAUUUUUUCGUUUCUCUAUUUGAAAGUAUCUUCGCGAUAAGAUAAUUUCAUCAAGAGCCAAUAAAAAAUGUGCACAGUGGAUCAUUCUCAUCAGGACUCUGAUGGCCGACACUUUCUGAUUUCGCAUUUCCUAACUCUGCUUCCCAUUAUCUUAUGGCCCCCAUCACCUGAUCUCCAGUGUCAGUUUUGUUCCCAGUGGAGCUGAAAAAUAGUCACUCCACGAGUUCAUAUAUUCUCAGUCGCAAGUUAAAGACUAGAUCUUUGUGAGCUGAUAUUUUCAUGCGUCCUUUCAUCUAAAGAAACUGUCAUUCAUUAGUUCUUGAAAGUUAUCGUGGGUCAGCUUGGUUCUUCACCAAAUCCGGAAGCAAUGUUGUCUCCUCUCACCAUUCAUAAGCUCUGUAGUUUGAGAUAUGCGUGUGGCUUGUAUGGUCUCCUGGAGAAAGACCAAGCCUCAACAAUACAACAUCUUUUCUCUGCCCAUGGGGAAGAUAUCCUCGAGGUUUCAUCAUUGGAUAAUUCAUAUUAAUUCAUAUUAAUGCUUGUUUAUGAAUUAUGUAGUAAUUUCCCGCAUCUGUGUUUGGAAGAAAUAUUAUAUCGGUACAUUAAAAUAUCUGUGGAGACCCAAAAAGAAAUUUUAGUUUCUUCAUCCGCAGGAACCUUUAUCUUCACGCAUCUUUGCAAAAAUGCUGAAGUUAGUUUUUCAUUGCCAAAGUUAUUUUUUGGUCCGAAAAUGCUAGAGAUCUUUGUGAUGUUGCAUGUAUCUUCCCCAGGCUUUGAAUGCCUAGAUAAUCUGGGCAAAAAACUUAUCUUGCCAUGGUAUAUGGUAUGUACACAAGAAUCCAGAGGGACUAUCAGAUUCCACCCACUCCCUAUUUAACAAGAAUAAAUGUUUAUCUUCUCGUUUAUGAUACUUUUAGGCUAAUUUUUAGCUUUUUUUGCACUACUAACCUUUGUGCUCAAGAAUUCAGGGUGACCAUCAGAAACUUCCUCACACUUCCUAUUUUAACAAAUUAUGAUUUUAUUUUCUCAUUUAUGAUAUUUUAGGCUGUUUUUUUUUCUCCUAUUGUAAGAAUCCAGACUGUGUAAUGUUCCUUAUGAUUCCUUUUUAACGAAAAUUGGUUUUUAUCUUUUCAUUUGUGAUAUUUCAUGCUCAUUUUAUUAUAUACAUAAACAACCUUGAUGAUGAUGUGGGUUUAUCAUUGUUCAUCAUUUCGUUCCCAAGAACCCUGAGUGACCAUUAGAAGCUUUUAUUUUCUCAUUAAUGAUAUUUUAGGCUAUUUUUAUUUUCUUGGCCCUAAUAACCUUGAACGUUUCCUUUUUAUUCCUAAGCAUUUUCUUACGAGCUCCCAAUCCAACAUAAAUGGAUGUUUAUCGUCCCAUUUAUAAUAUUUCAGGCAUAGUUUUAUUCUUCUCGCAGCAUGUUGAGGCCCUAGAGAUUCUUCUUCAAGGACUAUCUGGUGUCCGAAAGGAGCGCUUCAGGAUCCAUGAGUUAUGCCUAAAGAGUGGUCCGAACCUCGGUGAGUUAUCAUUCAUGCUGCCCACAUCAUGCUUCCCUGAUUGACCUCAGCUCAUCCUAGAAACCACGCCCUCAUUUUCCAGGUGUCGUCUCGUCUGAACUGAGGAUAAUGUGCGACUUAGAACACCCCACACCGGCUUGGUAGGCCCUUCCCUUCUGCCACGAGUAGAUCGAUCCAGUACCAAAAUUCCUUAUUGCUGGUCAAAUUACUAUCUUUAUCAAACUUACCAUUUGGGUUUUUUAUAAAAAAAAAAUUAUAGGACUGUUCGUCAUGUGGGUGGCGCCAUGAGGGGCUCCGGCGCAGAGCAGCUGUCAGUCAUGGUGCGGACAAUGGUGGAGAGCAAGGCCAGCAAGAACAUACUGAGGUUCUUCUGCUUGCUGGGCUACAGGCUAGACCACGAGCUGCUGAAGGUUGGCUCCACCUUCCGGUUCCAACGGGGAGUGAGGAUCACUGUCUCUGUGACCUCAGUCAACAAGGUCCCGAGGCUCCAUGCCACCGAAGAGGCUGUGCCAGUGACUCCUGGGAUCCAGCUGGUCGAAGUCACCGCCCCCGCUGCUGGUGACAACUACAAUGAAGUUGCCGGCGCCAUUUCAUCCUUCUGUGAAUUCCUCGCUCCGUAAGCCCCCUACGGUUUUCUCAUUCUACUUGGGCAUGUGGAUCCAAGAUCUCAUUUUGGAGAUGAUCUUGGUGUUGAUUGCAGGCUGGUUCAUCUCUCAAAACCAGGCGUUUCGACAGGGAUUGUUCCCACCGCUGCGGCUGCUGCUGCCUCUCUAAUGUCAAACAAGAGCCUGUAG
Messenger RNA from Spirodela intermedia, 2392 nucleotides. Lineage: Eukaryota; Viridiplantae; Streptophyta; Magnoliopsida; Alismatales; Araceae. The record is from the annotation of a GenBank genome assembly.